AUGCACGCAAACGAGCACCGUGGUCCGGCUACCGUGCGGCGCGGGAGCGAGUCUCAGGAUGGAAAGCUGAGCUCGGAGCAGCAGAACACGAUACACGAGUGGGAGCUCAAGCACGGCGUAGUGCCUCUUGACGCAGCACACCCGCACCACGCUGUCGAGGAGAGUCGCGGAGUCACCGUACCGACUGAGAAACGUGGACCGGCUGGGCCGCGACGCGGUAGCAUGGCGGAGACAGUCCCGCUAAGCCCAACGCAAGUCGCCACAAUGGACGAGUGGGACCUCAAACACGGCAUCGUGAUGAUUGAGGAGACUCGUGUAGCAAUGACAAUGGAGGUGGACUAG
Molecule: messenger RNA, 342 nt
Organism: Cutaneotrichosporon cavernicola
Lineage: Eukaryota; Fungi; Basidiomycota; Tremellomycetes; Trichosporonales; Trichosporonaceae
Exons: 2
Coding region: 1-342 (113 amino acids)
Source: RefSeq, a predicted model, not a curated record